Messenger RNA from Moesziomyces antarcticus, 1272 nucleotides. Its product is annotated as DnaJ-domain-containing protein. Gene Ontology annotation, cellular component: endoplasmic reticulum membrane. Gene Ontology annotation, molecular function: Hsp70 protein binding. Gene Ontology annotation, biological process: cellular response to misfolded protein. The transcript has a single exon. Lineage: Eukaryota; Fungi; Basidiomycota; Ustilaginomycetes; Ustilaginales; Ustilaginaceae. The record is from RefSeq and is a predicted model, not a curated record. Bases 1 to 1272 code for a protein of 423 amino acids.
AUGGAGGCCGAGGACGCACAAAAGGCCCUACGCCUUGCCUUCAAGCAUGACGCCGGCGGCGACACUGCGGCUGCGAUCAAGUGGACCAAGAAGAGCAUCGCCAUCUACAAGACGCCGGCAGCAGAGGCACUCUUGAUCAGGCUCGAGAAGAGCGGUGCUUCAGGAAAUGGAGCAUCAGCGGCGGCUUCUGCAUCAGCAUCUUCCUCCGCAGCAGCAGCAGGCGCCUCCACUUCGGCGGAGGGUCUGCGAUCCCGAGCCUCGGCGCAGAGCAACGGACGCUCUGCCGCCGACACACCACAUGCAGCGCCAAAGCGAGCUUACACUCAGGCGCAGCUCGAGGUGGUCACGCGCAUCAAGAAGGCCGGCGGCGACUUUUACAAGGUGCUCGGUGUGGAAAAGACGGUCGACGAGAACGGUAUCAAGAAGGCCUACAAGAAGCUUGCGCUUCAGCUGCAUCCGGAUAAGAACGGUGCACCGGGAGCGGACGAAGCCUUCAAGGCGGUCUCGAAAGCGUUCACCAUCCUCACCGAUGCAGACAAGCGUGCGGCGUACGAUCGAUAUGGAGGCGACCCGGACAAUGCGAGAUCGGCGGCGGGCGCGGCAGCAGCAGGACACGGCAACCCCUUCGGAGGUAUGAGAGGCACGCCGUUCCGCGGCGGAGGCAUGUAUGCAGACGAGAUCGAUCCCAACGACCUCUUCAACAUGUUCUUUGGCGGUGGUGGCAUGGGGGGCGGCCAGUUUGGAGGGACGACGUUCACCUUUGGCGGACCAGGCAUGCGCACGCAUCAGUUCCGCCAGCAACGGCCAGGGGCCCGUCGGGCGCAAGCCGAGCCACAGAAUGCCAGCAUCUUGCUGCAACUCUUGCCGCUGCUGGUGCUCGGCCUGUUCAGUCUGCUUGCUUAUGCGCCGUCACUGUUCUCGACGCCGGAUCCCAACUUUGCAUUGACGCCCUCAGCUACGUACAAGACGCAGCGAAUGACAAACAAGCACCACAUCCCCUACUAUGUCAACGACAACCAAUUCAACAACCAUCCCUUCGUCACGGGCGAGCGCAGUCAGAAGGACAUCGCCGGAUUCGAGAACCGCGUCGAGAAUGCGUACAAGCAAGCCAUGUACUCGAGGUGCGAGCGCCAAAGAGAGUACCAAGAACGACGUCUCGGCGCUACAAGAGGCUUCUUGGGAAUCGGAGGCGACGAGGAGGCUGCGAAAAGGAUCAUGGCAGAGGUCUACGAGAGCUGCGAGAACCUCAAGACCUUUGGCAUCUAUUUGUAA